This is a messenger RNA of Amaranthus tricolor (Joseph's coat), 942 nucleotides long. RefSeq lists its product as uncharacterized. The transcript has 3 exons. Lineage: Eukaryota; Viridiplantae; Streptophyta; Magnoliopsida; Caryophyllales; Amaranthaceae. The record is from RefSeq and is a predicted model, not a curated record. The coding region runs from base 1 to 942 and encodes 313 amino acids.
AUGGAUAAGUUUGUAUUGCAUAUUACAAGUUCAUAUGAAGUUGUAGAAAAUUCGUCUAAUGAUGGUCACGAUGAGAAUGUUGAAAAUAACAAUGUAGAGAAUGCACAAAAUACUGAUAAUUUUGAAGAUAAUGAUUCCCCAAUUGAGGCCCAAAUUUAUUUUUAUGAACCAAGACUUAUAAGAGAACUUGAUCUUGUGUUUCCGCUUGAUGACAAUUCACGACAUUUUAGUUAUAGCCAUUAUUCGAGAAAGUUGAACAAUGGUGAGAUUAGUGAUAGAAAGUGGUUAGUUUACUCAAAACGUGCAAAUAAAGUGUAUUGUUUUCCUUGCAAAUUGUUUAGUUCCAAUGUUAUCAAGCAAUUUCUAGCAAGUGUUGGGUUUAAUGAUUGGAAACAUCUUAGCGAGAGGCUUAAGGGUCAUGAAAAUAGUCCCGAACCUAUGACUAAUAUGAGUUCUUGGAAGGAAUUAUGUGUUAGGUUGGAGAAAAAAGAAACAACUGAUAGUGAAUUGCAACAAGAAAUUAUGAGAGAGAAAGAACGAUGGAGAGAAGUUUUGAAAAGAAAAAUUGGUAGUGUGGAAUUUUUAGCUAAAUAUAAUUUGUCAUUUCGUGGUACUAAUGAGAAACUUUAUGUUGAAGGUAAUGAGAAUUUUUUAGGAGUUAUGGAGAUGAUUGGCAAAUUCGACCCAAUACUGCAAGAGCAUAUUCGACAAAUAAAAAAUGGUGAGAUUCACCAUCACUAUCUUGGCCACGGAAUUCAAGAUGAAUUAAUUUCUUUUUUGGCACAUAGUAUGAAGAACUCAAUAUUGAAGAUUAUAAACAAGACAUUCCCAGGUCCCAGCCAUUUCCUUCCUCUUCUUCUUCGAAAAAAACAGUGCUCUAAGUUCUUGAAUUCGCUUCCGUCUUCCUUGAGACAUCUUCUUGCUGAAACAUCUAACCUUUAG